Fulmarus glacialis (Northern fulmar) is the source of this 1324-nucleotide messenger RNA. It is a transcript of the gene SP2, whose product is annotated as Sp2 transcription factor. Lineage: Eukaryota; Metazoa; Chordata; Aves; Procellariiformes; Procellariidae. The record is from RefSeq and is a predicted model, not a curated record. The annotation marks the transcript as partial. The transcript has 5 exons.
AUGUUCCUCGCAGGCAGCGACAGUCCCGCUCCCAGUGAAGCCGUGUCCCCAGCUGCCUCCACUGCCCAGGACUCCCAGCCAUCUCCUCUUGCCCUCCUCGCAGCGACAUGUAGCAAAAUCGGUCCCCCCGCAGUGGAAGCCGCCGUGACUCCUCCUGCCCCUCCUCAGCCAACGCCUCGCAAACUCGUCCCCAUCAAACCUGCUCCGCUCCCUCUGGGUUCCGGUAAGAACAGCUUUGGGAUUCUGUCGUCGAAAGGGAACCUCUUCCAGAUCCAGGGCUCUCAGGUCGGCACGUCCUACCCCGGGGGGCAGCUGGUUUUUGCCAUUCAGAACCCAACUGUCAUCAACAAGGGCACCCGCUCGUCUGCCAACAUCCAGUACCAGGCGGUGCCCCAGAUCCAGACCGCGGGGGGACAGACCAUCCAGGUCCAGCCCAACCUCACCAACCAGAUCCAGAUUAUUCCAGGCACGAAUCAAGCGAUCCUCACCCCUUCCUCUUCCUCUCACAAGCCCGUGCCCAUCAAACCGGCUCCGGCGCAGAAGGGUGGGGCUUCGCCAGUGCAGGGCGCAAGCAACGUGGUCAAGUUAGCCGGUGGCAGCAACGUGACUCUUGCCCUGCCCGUGAACAACCUGGUGAACGCCGCUGAGCCGGGUGCGCAGGCUCAGAUCCUUGCAGAGAGCCCCUCGAAGCCCAGCAAAAAGACUCGAAAGAAAGCCAUGUCGCCUGCCCAGCCUGCCGCCGUGGCUGUGGCUGAGCAGGUGGAGACGGUGUUAAUAGAGACCAUGGCGGAGAACAUCAUCCAGGCGGGCAACAACCUGCUCAUCGUGCAGAGCCCGGGCUCCGGCCAGCCAGCCGUGGUGCAGCAGGUGCAGGUGGUGCAGCCCAAGCAGGAGCCGCAGGUGGUGCAGAUCCCGCAGCAGGCCCUGCGCGUGGUCCAAGCUGCCUCUGCCACGCUCCCCACCGUCCCCCAAAAAUCCUCCCAGAACUUCCAGAUCCAGACGUCGGAACCCACUCCUACCCAGGUCUACUUCAAAACACCGUCGGGUGAGCUGCAGACAGUGCUGCUUCAGGAAGCUCCAGCCAUGACGGUGGCUCCGUCUGGGACCUCUUGCAGCAGCCCAGUGUCCCGCAGUUCCGGCACGGGGGGCAGCAACAAGAAACCAGCCACACGCAAGGAACGCACUCUGCCAAAGAUUGCCCCCGCCGGAGGCAUCAUCAGCUUGAAUGCAGCUCAGCUGGCGGCCGCGGCGCAGGCCAUGCAGACCAUCAACAUCAACGGCGUGCAAGUCCAGGGCGUGCCUGUCACCAUCACCAACACCGGAG